CACAAUCCCAUGAUUACUAGAGAACGACAGAGCGGGUGAAUGGGGGUCCAAGUAAAAUGGCUGCCAACCAGGGAGCUACUACACCUAUAUUUGACUGUCCGACAUGGGCAGGCAAACCACCACCAGGUCUUCAUCUGGAUGUUGUGAAAGGAGACAAGCUUGUAGAGAAACUCAUCAUUGAUGAAAAGAAGUAUUACUUGUUUGGAAGAAAUCCUGACAUCUGUGACUUCACCAUAGACCACCAGUCAUGUUCUAGAGUUCAUGCAGCUCUGGUAUACCAUAAACAUUUAAAGAGAGUCUUCCUCAUUGACCUCAACAGCACUCAUGGAACAUUUCUGGGUCACAUUCGCUUAGAACCUCAUAAACCUCAACAGGUACCUAUUGACUCAACAGUCUCAUUUGGAGCAUCCACACGUGUAUAUACUUUAAGAGAGAAGCCACAAACCCAGCCAAGCUCCACUUCUGGGGAUGCCAAGUCAGGUGAUGAUGAAGAACUGAAAGGACUACUGGGACUUCCAGAGGAGGAGACAGAACUAGAGAAUUUAACAGAGUUUAAUACAGCCCAUAACAAGAGGAUCUCCACGCUGACAAUUGAAGAAGGUAACUUGGACAUCCAGCGACCAAAGCGCAAACGGAGAAGCUCAAGGGUUACCUUCAGUGAUGAGGAAGAAAUUAUCAACCCAGAGGAUGUGGAUCCCUCAGUAGGUCGUUUCAGAAAUAUGGUCCAGACAGCUGUGGUACCAAUCAAGAAGAAAAAGGCCGAAGGGCACGGCACACUGGGACUGGAUGAUGCAGUGGCUCGGCGCAUGCAAAACUUUCCCUUCAAUUCAAGCCUUUACGGAGACCUGCCACCUACCAGCAACGAGACUGGAGGACAUUCGCAUAGCACACAUGGAGGGACAGCAAUGGUGGCUGGUUUGCCUCUGCCUUUCCCUAACCCUGCUCCUGAUGUCGAUCUUGCUCCUGCAGUUGUGCCAGCUGCAAUUACACUUAAUCCCACUCCCACUCCUGUAGUUAGUGGCUUCUCAUCUGAGACGCUGAACGAACCCAAAAAGAAAAAAUAUGCCAAGGAGGCUUGGCCUGGAAAGAAGCCUACACCAUCCUUGCUUAUUUAGACGUUUGUUACAAUGUGUGUGUUCUGCUGGGGUGUGGGGUGGGGGGCAGUGGUUUGUAGGAGUUGAUGCCUUUUUUUUUUUUUUUUUUUUUAUAUAUAUAUAAAUAUAUAUAUUUUUUAACAGAGGGUGGGGUUAAUUGUUAUUACUUUCCAAAAUGAGAUCUUCCAAAUGUUAAGAACCGAUAGUUUCAUUGGCCAAACUGUGUUAUGCCUUCAGAGUUCAGAAUAUGCCUUUGUACAGUCUAAAUUGCAGUCAUGUUGUUUGUAAAAUAUGUUGCAGCUGUUUGAGGAUUAUGAGGAUGAACACUAUUUUGCAUCUUCCGAAUAUGAAAGAUUUUUUUCACGUGACGGAUACAUGAUGCUGUUCCCUGGAAAUGGUCAUCAUGUAUUUUUCUACACUAGGAAAGACUUCACUUUUUUGGUCAAGUUUUGAAAGUUGGCAAAUAUUUGAAAACAAUUGCAAUUGUUGGUGGCCUUUCUUGCUGAAAAGGUAUUUGCAUUUUCUUUUUAAUAUUUACAAAUGCAUCUCAUUAUCCUGUUUGAUUAUGGCGUUUGGCUUUCUGUAAACAUUCAUUACUAUCGUAACUAACAGAUGCCAACAUAAAGUAUGCAUGGUCAAAUAGGCCAAGUGAACUCAGUUUAUUAAACCAAAGUACACGUAAAUGUUUGUUUUACCAGUGAUUCCCCCCCCCCCCCCCCCCAUCUUGUUUAAUUAUGAAACUCUUCCAGCCUUUGCUACACAAUAUAAACAACCACUGAAGUAGAAAUUUCAGAUUAUUACUCAUAAGAAUAAUACAGGCAUAGAGUCGAGGAAUGUGAGUGCAAUAAGAUAAUUGCAGUUAACCUGAAAUUCAAUUUUUGGUGUGCAUGUGUAUUUAUAUAAGCAACAAUGCAUGAAUCGGAUAGGACAGCUUAUAGUUCAAACAUAAUGUAACUGACGUCUGUUCACAAAGUACAAGCUGAUAACUUUACUCUUCAUGUUAAUAGCUGGUAUUGCCAUUUUCUCCGUAAUGAAAAGAGAUUUGACAGGGUUUCUUACUGGUUUGUAACCGAUUUCCAAUGGUUAAAAAAUGAGUAUCAUGUAAGAGCUCACUACAUUUGCAAAAACAAUCUUUUUAAUAGUCGCGUAUCAGUUUAACUUGUUUUACUCUGAGGUGAGAUUUUGAGCCACAUGCCUUUGGUUAUCACUGUAGGUUUCAGAGUUGGAUUAGUUAUCGGCUUUAUCUGAAAGCACAUGUUCUAUGAUCUGUAUAUUAAAUAGGCUGUGUCUUUGUAUUCCUUAAUUGGCAUCUCAGAUUGAAAUUUUAAAAAUUGUUUGACAUUUCACAAUCAUAAUUGAUAAAAUAUAUGCAGUGUUAGUCAUUUUUCUUUUAUUUAUAUUUUAAGCUAUAUAAAAAGAACAAAAGGACCAAUUCAUUUACUUCUCUAGCCAUGCAUUGUAAUGCUUACUGUUGGCUGACUACUACGUGGCCAGGCUCCAUGCAGCCCUGUGUGAUUUAUAUGUGUAACCCCAGAGGCAGGGCUGUACCGUUACCCAUGAUGCUUUUCUUCUGUUUAAUAAAUACAGAAACUAGUGUGGCAUGGCUAAUCUGUCUUGCUUUCUAAACUGAUAGAUGUACAGGACUCUUUACAUACCCCACUUGGUGCGUUGAAAAUAACACCGUAAUGUCUUAGUCGCUACAUGAGCAAAGUUUUAAAAAGUCACUAAUUUGUUUUUAAGAAACAAAAAAUAAAACAUACUUAAAGGAGAUUUAAUUUCUAGGUUGUCGAUCCUCAGGAGUUAAUCCGAAGCCAAUGUGGUACAAAUCUGUUAUUGACUGAUGCUUUUGGCCAGUGAAAUGAUGGGUUUGAUGUUUGGGAGAGAUCAUCUUGUUCCUUUGUAUUGUGAAUAGGCAGGGCGAUUUUUACGAGCUUUGUACAGAUGUUUGUACAGUUGUGUAAUAGAUAUUUUUCACACUUACUCUUCAGUCCUUACCCUAUAUGUCAUUGUAAAUUAAAAUCCUAUCUGAAUUUUGUCAAA
Molecule: messenger RNA, 3134 nt
Organism: Erpetoichthys calabaricus (reedfish)
Lineage: Eukaryota; Metazoa; Chordata; Cladistia; Polypteriformes; Polypteridae
Product: nuclear inhibitor of protein phosphatase 1-like
Exons: 7
Coding region: 57-1115 (352 amino acids)
Cellular component (GO): nuclear speck
Molecular function (GO): protein serine/threonine phosphatase inhibitor activity; mRNA binding; protein binding
Source: RefSeq, a predicted model, not a curated record